Neospora caninum is the source of this 2031-nucleotide messenger RNA. RefSeq lists its product as hypothetical. The transcript has 8 exons. NCBI's taxonomy places the organism in Eukaryota, Apicomplexa, Conoidasida, Eucoccidiorida, Sarcocystidae. Bases 1 to 2031 code for a protein of 676 amino acids. The record is from RefSeq and is a predicted model, not a curated record.
AUGACGGCCCAACGAGACUCGGGCUCGACUGCCCCGUCGGCUGCGAAGGAAACUGAGACUUCGCAGCAGUGUUCGGAGGCCCUUCCAGUCUUCUGUCUCCUAGAUGGAAACAGUGAAUCCGGGCCGUACUUGCCUCUUGGACCGACGAGCGGGGAUGGCAGCCUGAAUGGCGCCUUCUUUUAUGAUGCAAAAGCUCACGUAUUGAAGGAGAUUGGGGUUGACGAAGACAUUGUGCACGUGGCUCCGCUCCCGGCGAUUCGUGGCGCAGGAUCGAAGGGAGGGUCCGAUACACAGCUUUGCCUCGCAGUCACUUCAGCAGCGACAAGAGCGUCAAAACCGAAGGAUGAGCACCCUUCGGAACUUCAGGCGGAACUGCGGUGCCAUCUGGUGUCUUGCUCACCUCUCGGCGUCCUCUCCAGCUGCACAGUCGGCCAGUGCUCGCUACGCGCGCAGCCUCAGGGAGGACGAGGGCGCCAGGCCUUGGACCAACGAAAGAAGAGCUCUUCCGGGCAGAGCAACCAAAAGACCAAUUCACCCUGCACAUAUCACGUUGGCGUCAGCGAUUCUCUGCUGGAAGACGGCCGCCUUCACGUUGUCCUUUUUGCUGGAGUGGACACCGAUGAGCGUGACUGCCUGUACGCACCGCUGGACGUCGUUUCGGAAGGCUCGUCCUUUACAUUGAGGCCCGUUUGCCCGACUCCCGCCGAACAUGGCGAAGGCGAAAAGAGCGACAAGCUGUGCCAAGUUCUCCCGGUGCUCGCUUACCAGCGUUCAACUUGUUCGUUCAUCUCGGCCAGACGCUUUCGCCGCAUGCUUUGCGCCGGAGACGGAGACGAUCCACGGCGCGGGGGUGUUUUGCUCCUGACCACUGAUUUCUGCCUGGAGUGGCAGUGGAGCAAUUCAGAUUCGUCCUGCAGACUCAUUUUGCGGGAGACAUCGUGGGGCGUUCCCUGUUCGUCCAUUCUCCGUGUUGACCUGCCGUCGUCUGCGACCGGAACCGCGCCCAUGGUGCUUCCUGGAGGUUCGUGGAAUACGCCGUCGUUUCUGGCGACAGUGCUUUGGCAAACGCAGAACGCAGUCUUCUCCACUCCGCUUUCCGUUCCGUCACGUCGCACGUCUCACGCUGUCGGAGCCCUGGCGGAAGUUCCUUUUCAGGAUGUGGACGAAGCGAACAUCCAUACGAAAGCGAUGCUGAGUCCUCAGAAGGAUGAUCUGCUGCUCGCCGCCGCAGGAGUUGCUGACAGCCGAGGUCGCCAGCUGUGUCGGAGCUUGCUUCAACUAUGCCGACAGUCGAGUCAGGACGAGGCAGCUUCUCUCGAACCAAAUGCGUUUUUGAGCACGUUGCGCCAGCAGAAAAACGGACGCAAUGAACUUGAAAACGGGAUCUGUCGCUUUCUUCGGAGCGGCAUCUUGCCGGCAUCUUCAAGGCUGGUAUCGUUUUUGAUUCAGUGCGAACUGGAGAGAGCAGCUGAGUGCUGCUGCACAGACCCCGGCCUUCAUGAACGUGACAUCGUCCGUCUCCUUCGGUGGCGUCCCGAGGUGUUUCUGCCCGUUGUUCUACACCGCACGCCGCAUCUAUCGAAACCGCUUCUAGUUCAGGCCUUUCAAGAACUCCUGGCGAAGGAACAGGGGCAGCACUCGGGCCCGUUGCUGCAGAUGCUUAAGCAGCUGCUUUCCUGGUUGGAGCUGUACAUCCAUGCUUCCUCUUCGAAGGAAGACAGGCAGAAGGCAGAGACGGCUCCGUCGCUUGAGCUCCUCCUUGACUUCGUAGCAGUCCUCGCUGACGCAGAACUACCGACUUGUUUCAGCGACAGAGCAAACGGAGAGGGUGCGCAUGGUCCGGACCACCAGGAGCGCGUCAUCUUUUCAAAGAUUUUGCGACGGGUGCAUGACUUAUUGCAACAAGAGGACGGGGCAGUGCUGCGCAGACUCGAAGGACGCCUUUUGGCUGUAUUGACCAGUGGGCACGCACUCAGUUCAGAUGCUGCAGUGGGACAUUCUUUGGUCCGCAGAGUGACGGUGUCUCUUUGA